Messenger RNA from Encephalitozoon cuniculi GB-M1, 696 nucleotides. RefSeq lists its product as uncharacterized. NCBI's taxonomy places the organism in Eukaryota, Fungi, Microsporidia, Unikaryonidae. The record is from RefSeq and is marked provisional. The coding region runs from base 1 to 696 and encodes 231 amino acids. The transcript has a single exon.
AUGAACGAAAAAUCCCGAUUGAACCUUAUUCUCAAGUGCAUUGCCUAUACCAAAGAGCCCAAGAUUCUCAUCCUCAUAAAUCUGCUAGAGAUAGCAUGGAAGGCAGCCUGUAUAGUGCAUUCAGAUAAGUUCUCUUUUUUUGUUGUCAACAAUGAGACCAUAGAUACCAUAAAGGGCGAGGACUCUGCGGAGUUUGCUCAGGAAAUUACAAGGGCUCUGUCCGAGACGCGCAACAAGCUUGAAUGCCUUGAGAGGCAGAUAUGUGGAUGGUAUAUAGAUGCACAUAGGCUGGCUGAGGACGAGCUUGGAGAGGAGGCUAUGAUGGAGUUCUAUCAGUAUGUCGGGAGGGAGUUUAAGAAGAUGUUUUCACAGUCGUAUCAUGCCAAUGAGCCGUCUAGGGAUGACAAGAGUGUCUGGGGAGAAAAGCUUUUUCGCACCAUUGAUGCAUGUAAUGCAAAGGAGGCAAACCAGAACCAAAAGAUCGACAAAUGGAUAAGGAAGUUCAAGGAAGAGUUUCUCGGCUCGGAGUAUGUCAGGUUCAUAAGUAGAAACAAAAUCGCCUACACAAACUACGCCUUUGAGAAGCACAAGAAAGUGAUCAGGAGGAUCCUUAUGGAGGGCGAGUAUAAGGGACAUCUCUUUAAUUUCCGCGCUCUGCCCCGGUGCUCUAGCUUAAUACUGCGUCUUAUUAGCUAG